AUGUUUCAUAUAAUCAAAAACUCUUCUGUUAAAACGAUAAGUUUUUCAACUGUUUCUGGUCGAUUAUAUCGUGGAUUAAGUUCGAAACCAAAUCCAUCGGAAAAAGAUCAACAAGAAAAUGAUGAGAAGAAAGUUAAACAACAAAAAUAUCAAGAAUUAGAAAAACUUCAAUAUCGUCCGUUAUAUUUAGAUGCACAAGCAACAACACCGAUGGAUCCACGUGUACUUGAUCAAAUGUUACCAUAUAUGACACAUUUAUAUGGAAAUCCACAUUCAAGAACACAUGCAUUCGGAUGGGAAAGUGAAAAAGCUAUUGAAGAUGCACGAGAAAAAGUCGCUAAAUUAAUUAAUGCUGAUCCAAAAGAAAUUGUCUUUACAAGUGGAGCAACAGAAUCAAAUAAUAUAGCUGUUAAAGGUGUUGGCCGUUUUUAUAAAGAAAAAAAGAAACAUGUUAUUACAACUCAAACUGAACAUAAAUGUGUACUUGAUUCAAUGAGAGUAUUAGAAAGUGAAGGUUUAAAAGUAACUUAUCUUCCAGUAAAAACGAAUGGUCUUAUUGAUUUAAAAGAACUUGAAUCAGUUUUAACACCAGAAACAAGUUUAUGUUCAAUAAUGAUGGUAAAUAAUGAAAUUGGUGUUCGUCAACCUAUUUCAGAAAUUGGUAAAUUAUGUCGAGCGAAAAAAGUCUUUUUCCAUACCGAUGCUGCGCAAUCAGUUGGAAAACUACCAAUUGAUGUUAAUGAAAUGAAUAUUGAUCUUUUAUCAAUUAGUGGACAUAAAAUUUAUGGACCUAAAGGUAUUGGUGCACUUUAUAUUCGUCGACGACCUCGUGUCCGUCUUGAUCCAAUACAAACAGGUGGUGGACAAGAACGUAAUAUUCGUAGUGGUACAGUUCCUACUCCACUUGUUGUCGGUCUUGGUGCUGCUUGUGAAAUAGCACAACAAGAAUUUGCUAAUGAUGAAAAACGUGUUGCACAAUUAGCAAAAAGAUUAAUUGAUGGAAUAACUAAACAAUGUCCACAUGUUAUUCUUAAUGGUGAUCCUCAAGCACGUUAUGCUGGUUGUGUUAAUUUAUCAUUUGCUUAUGUUGAAGGUGAAUCAUUAUUAAUGGCACUUAAAGAUAUUGCAUUAUCAUCUGGAAGUGCAUGUACAUCUGCAUCACUUGAACCAUCUUAUGUACUUCGUGCGAUUGGGGCUGAUGAAGAUAUAGCACAUUCAUCAAUUCGAUUUGGUAUUGGUCGUUUUACAACUGAAGCAGAAGUUGAUUAUACAAUUGAAAAAACUGUUUCACAUGUAACACGACUUCGUGAAAUGAGUCCAUUAUGGGAAAUGGUUCAAGAAGGAAUUGAUUUAAAAACUAUCAAAUGGUCACAACAUUGA
Messenger RNA from Adineta steineri, 1380 nucleotides. NCBI's taxonomy places the organism in Eukaryota, Metazoa, Rotifera, Eurotatoria, Adinetida, Adinetidae. The record is from the annotation of a GenBank genome assembly.